UUUCAGACAAUGUAUUCAGUGCAGGGGCGACAUUCGCAGCAGCAACGAAAGCGACAGCCAUAACAUACAUACACACUUACACACACACACCCACACACACACUCACACACAUACACACACACACGCACACACACACACAGAGCGACACCUGAAGAAAGUGUAGCAAGGCUUCGGCUUCGGCUUGCAGCAAAAAGAAAGAACAUCAACGGCUCCGCCCAAAUCAAAUCAUAUCAAAUUCGCACGUGCCACGCCCCCAAUCGAAAGGGAAAUAUGGGCAAAGUGCUGAGCUAUAUCUUCGUGGUCAGCUCGCUGAUAUUGUGGUACCUGCUGCUCUUUGGCAGCUCUAGCGCGGGCGUCGAGGCAACCAACGGCCAUGGCAUGCAGCUAGAGGGACGCGACUUUCAUCAUCAUGGCGGCAGCCAUCACAUAAGACGCAACAUCAAUCACUGCUGGCGUCGCUACGAUGGCUACAAUCUACAGAACACCAUUGUCAACAAAAAGGAGCAGCUGAAGAAACCAUAUGGCAUUCUAUGCAACUUCAAAUGCACCUGGUUCUUUACAAUCAGCUAUCCCACUUGCGAAUUCAUCUACGACUACAAGUUAUCCUGCGUUUUGUUCACUUCACUGCCCGAUUGCACGAACGUCAAGUGCACACUCUUAAACUAUUUCAGCUAGACAAAAGGGAAAUACCGUGUGCUGCCCGGGUAUAUGCGCACUCACAUUCGGCUAUUUAUAUGCAUAUAUAGAUAAUUAUUGUAUUUCUAGUUCAAAGUGCUCUUUAUC
Messenger RNA from Drosophila hydei, 783 nucleotides. RefSeq lists its product as uncharacterized. Lineage: Eukaryota; Metazoa; Arthropoda; Insecta; Diptera; Drosophilidae. Bases 271 to 675 code for a protein of 134 amino acids. The record is from RefSeq and is a predicted model, not a curated record. The transcript is spliced from 3 exons.